This is a messenger RNA of Trifolium pratense (red clover), 2099 nucleotides long. Its product is annotated as ethylene-responsive transcription factor ERF098-like. The transcript has a single exon. Gene Ontology annotation, molecular function: DNA binding; DNA-binding transcription factor activity. Lineage: Eukaryota; Viridiplantae; Streptophyta; Magnoliopsida; Fabales; Fabaceae. The record is from RefSeq and is a predicted model, not a curated record. Gene Ontology annotation, biological process: regulation of DNA-templated transcription; ethylene-activated signaling pathway. The coding region runs from base 999 to 1394 and encodes 131 amino acids.
UUGAGUUUGAAGCGAUGUGACUCUUUAUAUGCUACAUUUUGCAUUUUAUCAAAUAUAAUUCGGGUCGGGUUUAAGCUGGUAAUUAAUUAUGCGUGCUCUUGUUGCGGAUUUCGGGUUUGGGUGGAAAAAUCCGAACCCAACGGGUGUGAGUUUUAUUUUCUCAUCCGAACAACCUUUGAGUUUGGGUUUGAGUUCGGGUGGUGAUUUCGGGUGUGAGUUUGAGUAGUAUCAAACCCGCACCCAUGGACAUCAUUGCCAUCCCUAUGACAAGAAUUUCACUUUGAAUAAGUGGGUGUAACAUUCAAAUUCUAAUCGCUACAUAUUAUAUGCAAUGUCCUUAUGAGUUAUCCUCGCGAGAUCUAUUUACACAAUUUUUUUAUUUUUUUGGUAAAGGACCCACUUAUACUAUUCCACGGUUCAUAUUUUUGUUAAACGUAGUUUCACGUUAGUUGCGAGAUGACACGUAUAUAUAUAAAUAAACUAUAUAUAAUCUUGACUGCCAAUUUCAUAAGGAUGAAUUAGACCCGCUCUCAAUUCUAAAUUUUUUGAAUCAAUAUCUUAAUUAGAUAAUACCAAUAAUCCGCAGCAAAUUGGAAUUUGGUUAUGGAAUUCCAACUUUAGCAAAAAUAUUAAUCUAAUCAUUGAUACGCGCAUUGAAGUUUGAUCACCUCAUACGCACCUAAGCGGAAAAAGACUAGAAAAGCACUUAAUGUUGAAUUAGUUCCAAAUAUCUAGUGAAUUUUUCCUGUCCACAUAUUUCAUUCUAGUUCAUUCAAAAUCAUAUAAGCCUAAACACAAAUCGAAGAAUCAAAUUUAUACACAUCAAUGAAUCAAGUCAAUAUAUGCAUCCAUCUAUUGAAAACAAAAAGACAUGACACAUAAUUUCAAGACAUGAGCUACCUAUAUAUAUAAAUAAUACAUGUCAUUCAUAAUCAUUUCAAAUGUUACCAAAAUAAGUGCAAAUUAAGAAAUUAACCAAAUCUUUGUAAUUAAGGAAAAUGGAAGAUGCAAAUAAGAAGGGAGAUGAAGAAGUUAAGUACCGUGGUGUUAGAAGAAGGCCAUGGGGAAAAUUUGGGGCAGAGAUUAGGGAUCCAACAAAACCUACCGGAAGACAAUGGUUAGGAACAUAUGACACAGCCGAGGAAGCUGCGAGAGCUUAUGAUUGUGCUGCCAUUCGUUUGCGGGGUGCUCUUGCCAUUCUUAAUUUUCCUGAUGAAUAUUAUUUUCAUCUUUCUUCUUUAUCAUCGUCGUCGAUAUCAUCAUCUACUUGUGGCAUUGCAAGCAGUUCUUCUACACAACAUAAGGAAGUUAUUGAGUUUGAGUAUUUGGAUAAUAAGGUGUUGGAAGAUCUUCUUGCUCCGUCGAAAGAAGAGAAUGAAAAUAAAAAUCAUUAACAUUAAUCUACAAUCUUCUACUAAUGACACGUAACAAAAUUUAAAGCAUUUGUUUCAUGUCAUUUUUCCCUCAACAUUUGUGCAAUCUUGCACGACAUAUUUACUACCAAUACUUCAAACUUUUUCUUAAUAAAAGGUAAAUGUUAAAGAAUGAGAAUUUGUUAGCAUCAACGUUUCAACUCAUAGCACUGGACUAUAACUCUGGGAACAAUACUCUAAACUUGUAUCUUACAUUGUUUUCAAAGUUUAGAUUAAUCUCCUAAAAAAUCUUAGUUCGACUUUCCCUCAUCGGGACUUUAGGAGUUUUUCAAAUUUUUAAUCAUCGUCGAAGGGAUAAGGAUAAUAAGGAUGUAAGCAUCACGUAGAAAAUAAAGUUUAAAAAUACAAUUAAUUGCAGCUUAAAAUUUACAUCUAAUUCUUUUUCUACUUCAUUGUUCCAAAUUCUCAAUGGAAGAUCCCAUAACCAAAGAGAAAGAUGCAUGAACCUUUUCCAUGUUCUUGAAAGACCUCUAUGAAAGGGAAUAUAUUUGAAGGGUAUAUUUUGGAUUCCAUAACCAACGAGGCCGAUGUUAAUUCAAGUCCAAUUAGUGAUUUAGGUAUAUUUUCAACACAUGUUCAAUGCAUGCUUUAUCAAUGUAUAUUUGAAGAGGAUUCUAGAUCUUUCUAGAAGAUGUCCCUUUCAUAGAGGUCUUUCAAGAACAUGGA